Messenger RNA from Daldinia loculata, 2070 nucleotides. RefSeq lists its product as uncharacterized. Lineage: Eukaryota; Fungi; Ascomycota; Sordariomycetes; Xylariales; Hypoxylaceae. Gene Ontology annotation, cellular component: nucleus. Bases 1 to 2070 code for a protein of 689 amino acids. The record is from RefSeq and is a predicted model, not a curated record. The transcript has 5 exons.
AUGAGUGUGCGGUCCUUCGCGGCCUUCAAAAAUUGCGAAGAUGAAGGUGAAGACGAGUGUAGCCUUGUAGAUCUCCUCGAGAAACGAUCAAGCUUAGGAGCUUCUGUCGUUGAUGCUGUUUCAUCACCAACGACGUUCAGAAGAAUAUGGGAAGAAACAAAAGUCGUUUACCCAGACCGCCAACCCAGCCGUAGGGGGCGUCCGGAUAGUAUUCGGAGCAACCCCGGACGUGGCCGAACAGGGCUCGUUUCCUCCACCUCCCCUAGAGAACCGCCUUCCACCGAGACUCGUUCGGCCUCAAGUGCUACUAGGAGUCUCUCGUCUCGGUCUACAAAGUCGAAGGAAAACUCACCAUCUACGUCCCCCUUCCCUGGAGAUGCCAUAGCUCUUCCCGGUCUCCAGAGCAAGGGGCCGAGAGAGCAUGACGAACUUAUGCCUUUAACUGGAGAUGAAAUCAACCAAGCUUCGUUUGAUCUUGUAUCUCCAUGCAACAACGCACCUCCUCGGUAUUCUCUGGAAAUAAUAUCGGAAGCUCUCUUUUCGGCAGAGCAUCUAGACGCUAUCUUGAACGAUCAGCUCCUACUUGAAAGGUUUACAUCCUUCCUUUGCGUCUCUAGGCCGAAAUCUAUCCCUCUUCUGGUAUAUUAUCUAGACGCUCUAAAAGCACUGAAGGCUAUAGGAUAUUCAAACUCCAUUGUUCGAUCCUUGGUCUCUGUCAAGGGAGCAGGCCUUAGUGAAGAGGUAAUCUCAAAUACUAUCAACGAAUCCUUAUUAGCAAGGCUUAGCAAGGUGCUUCAAACUCUGGCUAGAGAGGACCUACCUGCCUACAUCACCCAUACUUGGAUCCAGACGGUGGCUGUCACUAUCAAGCAGCGGAUCACAAAUACGUUGCCUGACCAUCUCAAAGAUCUCUCUGAGGGAUUAGCGGAUGUCUUCUGCUUGAUAGAUCCAUCGAGACAUGACAAUCCGAUUGUAUUUGCUAGCAAAGAGUUCCAUCAAAUGACGCAGUAUGGAGCCAGCUAUGUCCUAGGUCGAAAUUGUCGUUUCCUUCAGGGGCCCGGCACGAGCCAAUCGAGCGCGAGAAGAAUAAAAGAGCACCUAGAUGCCGGAAAGGAGCACUGCGAAGUCCUACUGAACUACCGCCGGGACGGAUCCCCAUUUAUGAACCUUGUCAUGGCCGCACCUCUUCUAGACAGCUGUGGAAUCAUCCGGUACCAUAUCAGCGCCCAGGUAGAUGUUUCGGGUCUGGCGAAGGAAUGUGUAGGCCUUGAGUCUCUCAGGCGCAUUGUUGACCAGAGACGGAACGGCAAGGAUGCCAGUACUCAUAUGAGUGCCAAAGAUGAGUUCCGUGAGCUCGCAGAAAUGUUCACCUCCUCGGAGUUGAAGACGGUCCAGGAAGUAGGCGGUAGUAUGCACCGUCGCCACCGGGAAGACACGGCAGGCGCCGAGACAGGUUCGAGACACCAUGGCCCGACUCGCAUAGACUCCGAUCCCUUGCCUCGAAUAUCGACCGCGUCAGUUAAUCGCGUUACAAGCCUCUUCGAACACUACCUCCUAGUACGCCCACACCCACACCUACGGGUCCUCUUCGCCUCCCCGUCCCUCCGUUUCCCCGGCAUGCUACAAAGCAGCUUCAUAUCCCGGAUCGGGGGCCCCCCUGCCGUCCGAGAAGCAGUCGCCCAAGCAUUCGCCGACGGCCGCGGAAUCACCACGAAGGUCCGCUGGGUGACCCGAAUGGACAGCUACGGGAAGGGCAAGUGGAUACACUGCACGCCGCUGCUGGGAUCAAACGGGGCUGUGGGCGUGUGGAUGGUGGUGCUUGUUAAUGACGACGCGGAGGUCGAUUUGCGACGUUCUCGGGACGCGCCGCUCGUAGACGUGAAAAUCGACGGGCGGAGACCUUUCGAUGGGGAGGAUAUAAGUUCUGGUAACGGUAACGCGAAUGGAGGUCUUAAUGGGUGUCGUCCCUCGUCGGCUUUGGGACACACUUCAGGAGACGUGGAGAUUGAAGCUUGCACGUCGGGAUCUAGUGACCCAGCACACAAGAAAGCAGGAUCUACUACGAUGUAA